AUGUGUUUCAGUUGUAGUUCGUUCUUCAUAGUGAGUGCUGUGUCUUUUAUAUACCGGCGAAACCCUACUUUUUUAUCUUACUCGAGAGACUGUUAAUAACAUUAUCUGUCUAUCUCGCCGUCAAACGUUUAUACAACGAGAAAAUGCCUUAUCGCGGUAGAGUACGAUUGUUUAGCAGAGCCUGCUUCGCUCUAAGAAACUCGUGCGCAGAGAAGAGUAACACGCAUUUUGCUGCUAGUAUACGCGGCAGGAAUUUUUCAUCAAGCAGUGCACUCAAUAUGAGGUUUGUACAAUUCACCAGCAAAAAUGGCGGACCGCAACACCUAGGGGUGCAACUGGUGCAGGGUGGCGACGUGAUCGCGGUGUCCCAAGUGGACUCGCGUAUUCCGAAUUCCUUAAAGAAGUUCCUCGAGGGUGGUGACGAUCUACUGAAGAAGGCUAAAAGCGAAGGUGAUGUCGACCUGAAGACGCUAGUAGAGAGAAUAGUGGCUGAAGGACGAAGCGUAAUACCGGAAGCGGAAGUGACGUUUUUGGCGCCAGUGACGCGGAUGGACAAGUUAGCCUGCAUCGGUCUGAAUUACAGCGGCCACUGCGAGGAGCAAGGUGUAUCGACACCUGAAAGUCCUGUGGUCUUCAGUAAAUUUCCUAGCAACAUUAUCGGCCCUCGUGACAACAUCAUGCUUCCCUCGAUUUCCGACAAAGUCGACUGGGAGGCCGAGUUAGCGGUGGUAAUUGGUAAAAAGUGCAAAGCACUGAACAAGGAUGAAGGGGAGGAGUGUAUCUUCGGCUAUACAGUAGCGCAGGAUAUCACAGCGCGAGAUUGGCAGAAAUCAAAAAGAAACGGUGGUCAAUUUCUUAUCGGUAAGGCGAUGGAUACGUUCUGUCCAUUAGGACCGGUUGUCGUCACCAAAGAAGCCAUAUCCGACAUCAAUAAUCUAUCCGUAAAGACAUGGGUGAAUGGUAACAUCAAACAGAACGGAAACACCAGCGAGCUGAUUUUUAAACCCCAUGAAAUCGUUGCCUAUAUUUCACAAUUUAUGACCCUAUUACCGGGAGACGUGAUUCUAACAGGUACACCAGCUGGUGUAGGAUUUACCCGCAAGCCGCCAGAGUUUCUACAGCGCGGUGACGUGUUGGAAACGGAAAUCGAGGGUCUAGGCCGCAUGAGAAACAAAGUUCUCUGAUCUGGUGAAAGGGUUGCACCCAUAGAAAACGUACCGGAGCGUUACAGAAGUAGGAGCCGUCGUCAGAACAGUCAUGGGUCAAAUCCCGAUUCGUUCUGAACAGGUUCAAUGCACGAUAACGUGAAGGAAACGAAAGCAGAAAAACAAUACCUGACGAUAAACGCGUCAGUGACUGUACAAAAAUUAGAUACGAUAUUGUUCGUGCCUCCCGGCGGUGUUCGAAUGUUAUCGAUGAAAUUGAAGCCUGCGCCACACGUUUAUGCAUCACUACAAUGCUACACCUUUUUACAUGCAUCGUACUUGUACAAUUAAAACAAGACUGUUUCUAAAAUAACGAAUUACCCUGUCUACGUGUUUUUUUAUCGAUUGUUUUUUUACCAGCCUCUAUGAACUUCUAUUAAAAUAUUUUUCGACGAA
This is a messenger RNA of Osmia bicornis bicornis, 1601 nucleotides long. Its product is annotated as fumarylacetoacetate hydrolase domain-containing protein 2A. Bases 144 to 1184 code for a protein of 346 amino acids. The record is from RefSeq and is a predicted model, not a curated record. Lineage: Eukaryota; Metazoa; Arthropoda; Insecta; Hymenoptera; Megachilidae. The transcript is spliced from 7 exons. Gene Ontology annotation, molecular function: hydro-lyase activity.